GACAGUCUGUGAUUCAAACGCGAACAUGAAAGUACUAGCUCUCCUGACUGUCGCCCUCUUUGCAGGUGUGGCCUUCUCGGCACCCCAGUCUUCACGUAUCGUGGGUGGAACUAAGACUUCUAUUGAGAAGUUCCCCUCUAUCGUCGGUGUUGAAUUUUUCGGCGUCAUUACUAGGACCUGGUCUCAGUCCUGUGCUGCCAAUAUUUUGACCACGAGAUAUGUUCUGUCUGCUGCACACUGUUUCCGUGGCCUCUUGUACAGGCCAAGCUACCGUCGCAUCAGGGCUGGCACUUCCUACCGUAACACUGGUGGUAUUGUGUCUUACGUGGAGACAGAAUUUAACCACCCCAGCUACGGCUUGAACGGUGCUGAUGGCGACAUCUCAGUAAUUCGUCUGAGCACUCCCUUAGUAUACAGCCCCGUUGUGCAACAAGCAACUAUUGUCGCUCAAGGAUACAAGAUCCCUGACAACAUGCCUGUUGUCCACGCUGGAUGGGGUAGGAUCGAAUACGGAGGUGAUUUGUCUCCCGUACUCCUGGAGACCACUAUCCUCACCAUCAAUAAUGAGCUGUGUGCUGCUCGCUACCUGACUCUGCCCAGACCAGGAAUUGUUACUGAGAACAUGAUCUGCGCUGGUAUUCUUGACGUCGGAGGCAAGGACGCUUGCCAGGGUGACUCUGGUGGUCCUCUCUACUUCUCAGACAUCCUCGUCGGUGUUGUAUCUUGGGGUCAUGAAUGUGCUAACGCCACUUAUCCAGGAGUCAGCACUGCCGUGAGCUCCUACACUGAUUGGAUCGCGGCUGCUGUUAGCUAAAUAAAAGUAAAAGCGCCCACGUAAUUUCAUUUUAUUUAUUUGUAUCUAAUGUGUGUUAAUGUAAAAUUUUGUUAUGUUAUGUGUUGUAUAUAAAUCAAUAAAUGUAAGAUAUUACUAAAUUAAACUGUGUAUGAAUAUGUGAAACUUGUCCAUGCUAUUUAUUUUUGGUUUCCCACACCUUGUCGUUAGUCGUAGAAUUCUUAAGUUUCACUGCAAUUUUAUGAAAUAAAUAAUUGAUUGUAAAGUUAUCGCUUGAGGAGUAGUAGUUAUCAGCGAU
Messenger RNA from Spodoptera litura, 1091 nucleotides. Its product is annotated as trypsin, alkaline C-like. Lineage: Eukaryota; Metazoa; Arthropoda; Insecta; Lepidoptera; Noctuidae. The record is from RefSeq and is a predicted model, not a curated record. Gene Ontology annotation, molecular function: serine-type endopeptidase activity. Gene Ontology annotation, biological process: proteolysis.